Messenger RNA from Mercenaria mercenaria, 9999 nucleotides. Its product is annotated as sodium channel protein 1 brain-like. Gene Ontology annotation, molecular function: voltage-gated sodium channel activity. Gene Ontology annotation, biological process: sodium ion transmembrane transport; neuronal action potential; membrane depolarization during action potential. NCBI's taxonomy places the organism in Eukaryota, Metazoa, Mollusca, Bivalvia, Venerida, Veneridae. Bases 476 to 6547 code for a protein of 2023 amino acids. The record is from RefSeq and is a predicted model, not a curated record. The transcript is spliced from 27 exons. Gene Ontology annotation, cellular component: voltage-gated sodium channel complex; plasma membrane.
UGAUACAUGGUAUAGUUAAGAAAUUAUAUAAAUUAAGACCUCUGUACAUGAACAUAUUGAAAAUUUGGUUUAUCGAUUUUGGAUUAUCCGAAUCAGUUUAAAAUUAUACAGUGUGAUCAAGCUAGGUAUAUAAAGUCCUAUUAAUUUUAUAAAGUGCUUAUAUAGAAUUCGUGAUUUGGAAAUCUGGUUCGGAUUAUAGAAUAUGAUUUAGCUGUUUGAUAUUUGGAACGUAAACAUUUUUGAAAGGUCAUUUCUUAACAUUAAAAAGGGUUCAGUGUGUUUCGUAGAAUAGGAGUAAUAAGGAAAUAUUUUACUUUUUUCAGGGUCCGAAAAUGUGAUCCCUGGAAUCCGCGAUGAAUUUACGGACUAAACGUUGGAGAACUGACAGAGUUAACAAAACUUUGGAAUAUAGUGUUACAUCAUAAAACAAAAGUAAGGGAGGUUUUUGGAAAGAAAACAUCGUUUAGCUGUCGUCAUGACUACAGUAGAAGCGUCGAAAGAUGAUAUCCCGACGACUAACCCGCCGGCCGACGAGGAGGAUAGUGACGACGAUGAAGAAGAUGAAAAUCUCGUAUUUACGGUGUAUACGGCGGAAUCUUGGGAUAAUCAAAUUCUCCUCGAAAAAAGAAAUAAAGAGAAAGAGGAAGAAAAUAAGAAAAAUCAGGGCGAGGCCCAUCUUGUGGAUGGUGAAUUACACUUUGACUCUGAGGAACAUCAUGGGCCACAGAAAACUAGAAACCCAGCCCUUGUAGAAGGAAAUACACUGAAAGAAGAUUCAGGGUUCCCGAAAGAAUUGUACGGUAAACCUGUCGAGGAAUUUGACAAGAUCAUCGCAGAAAGAGAUAAGACUUUCUGUGUGGUUGCUCCAAGAUUCAAGAAAGAAUACAUCUAUCGUUUUUCAUCCACUCCGUCUUUCUACUUGUUGAAUGUAUGGAAUCCAUUCCGAAGACAGUGUGUGUACAUUGCCACCAAUCAAUAUUUUGACUACUUGAUUAUUACAACCAUUCUCACUAAUUGCAUAUUUCUCGCCAUGCCAUCCUCAGAUGCCGCCGUCACUUCAGAGUAUGUUUUUCUUGCUAUUUACACCCUUGAGAUGUUCAUUAAACUGUUUGCACGAGGGUUCAUCAUCAACUCCUUCACGUACCUCCGCGAUGCCUGGAACUGGUUGGAUUUUCUGGUCAUCUGCUCAGCAUAUUUAACAAUUGUUCUUGAAAACACAAGUAGUGGAGGAGGUCUGGGAAAUCUACAGGGUAUACGAACAUUUCGGGUAUUCAGAGUUCUUCGGACCAUUUCAAUUGUACCAGGUCUCAAAACAAUAGUGAAUGCGUUACUACGAGCUUUCCGAAUGCUGCUUGAAGUGAUGAUGCUCAUUUUGUUCUGCCUUAUGGUCUUUGCUCUGUUUUCUCUACAAAUCUACAUGGGAACAUUGCGACAGAAGUGUGUAGUAGAACCACCUCCAUAUACAGCCACACCCUCCUACAGCUAUGCUCAGUAUUACAACGAUCACAUCAAAAAUUCCUCAAACUGGUAUGAGUCUGAUGGUGAGAUAGUAUUAUGUGGCAAUGUUUCCGGCUCACAGAAAUGCCCAGAUGGAUAUGUUUGUCUAAAGGACAUUGGAGAGAACCCAAACUGGGGAUACACAAACUUUGACCACUUUGGCUGGGCCAUGCUUACCUCAUUUCAACUGAUGACUUUAGAUUUUUGGGAAGACACUUAUAACAAGGUUUUACAGACCUCGGGUCCUUGGAAUGUUAUAUUCUUCAUCAUUGUGGUUUUCUUUGGUGCUUUCUACUUGGUCAAUCUCAUGUUAGCUGUGGUCGCGAUGUCCUAUGAGCAGGAGUCCGAAGCAGCUGGCAAGGAAAAACGGAAAAUGACUAUGUUUAAGCCUUAUGCUGAAAAAGGGACGGAGGAAAAAGAGAAAGAACUGAAAAAUAAAAAUAGAAAGAAGAAAAAGAAGAAGAAGGAAGAGAAGAAAGAUCCAUGGCAAGAACUGGCUGAUGAGACAGUGAAGGCUGCUACUGCUGCUGUAGAACUGGCCUACCCGCACCACCAUGCAAAAAUCCCGACAAGCUCAACAACCCGCCCACUUGGCCACCCAAAUCACCAAUCAUUGGGAGACAAGACACGCCCACAUAUAAAACGUAAUCCUAUGGUAAAGAUGGCAAGCAAAGACAGCGGCACGGGAAAUUCUGUGGAAAGUUCAAGGUCAAACGGUAGCAAGGAUGGAGAUUAUCUGAUAACGGAGGAUGGAAGUUUUGGUGGAAGUACAGUUGACAUCCUCAAGAAAGAAGGACAGAAAGUACCACCAUUCAGAAAGCCAUUUGUGAAACAAGCCAGCUCCGGCAUGUUUCAAAAUAAAUCCUUGACCCAAAGGUCUAUGGUGUCAUCAUCUGGUGUGACCUUGACACAGGAAAAGAUCCUGAGUGAAACAGAAGCGGAUAUUGAUCAGGGAAUGUAUGAUGAUGAAACUUCAGAGGAUAAUGAAACAAAAACAAGUCCUGGUAGACAAUAUGUGGAAAACAAAUACCCAAAUUUAGUCAUCAUUGAUGUUGGAGGAGAAACAUAUGAGAAUGACCCAGAAAAAGGUCAGGUAGUCAACAGAAACCCUGAAUGUUGUUUCAACUGUUGCGGGGGCAAACUGAUGGUACCGUGGUUACGAUUCCAGCAGAUAUGCUUCAAGAUUAUAGCCGAGCCCCUGUUUGAUCUCUUCAUCAUUCUCUGUAUCCUGCUGAACACAGCUUUCAUGGCUGCUGAACAUCAUAAUCAACCAGAGGGACUCACACAACUUCUAAAUGUCUCAAACUAUGUGUUUUCUGGAGUGUUUAUUGUUGAGGCAAUACUAAAGCUGUCGGCAUUGACAAAGUAUUAUUUCAGUAAUCCCUGGAAUAUAUUUGACCUGGUGAUCGUGAUUGCCAGUAUCGUAGAUAUGGCUGUAGUCGGUGUAGAUGGUCUUACAGUAUUCAGAUCCUUCCGAUUAAUGCGUGUCUUCAAGCUCGCUCAGUCCUGGCCUACAAUGAGGUUGUUGUUGUCUAUCAUUAUGAACACCCUGGGUGCCCUGGGAAACUUGACAUUGAUUCUGUGCAUUGUCAUAUACAUAUUUGCUGUGAUUGGUCUGCAACUCUUCAAUGAUAAAUAUACAGAAGAGAAAUUUGGUGGUGAUGGAGUUCCUAGGUGGCAUUUUAAAGAUAUAUUUCACUCCUUCAUGAUGAUUUUCCGAGUGCUGUGUGGAGAAUGGAUUGAACCACUGUGGGACUGUAUGCGUGCUGCAAAUGAAAUCUGUAUGGCUGUCUUCCUACCAACCCUGGUUCUGGGAUAUUUCAUUGUGCUGAACCUUUUCCUGGCUCUGUUGCUGAAUGCAUUUGCGAGCGAUACUUUACGUGAUGCGAAGGAAAGCCAGGAAGAUACAAAGCUGAAGAUUGCCUUCAAGCGUCUCUAUGACUUGUUCUGUUGCUGCCUCAAGAAGAAGAACAGCGAUGUUAAUUCUGUUACUCCUGACAGAGAAGAUGAAGAACUAGGUUCUGUUGAGGAAAUACAUGAAAAGUCAAAUGGUGUGAAGCCAGCGAAUGGUGCUGUCAACAAAAAUGAUGUAGUGGACAAUGCAUUUUCUGCAAAACGUGAUCAGUAUUAUGACUUUAACAAAACAUUAGAGGAUUCUAAGAAAAAAGAUAAAGUAGUACCUGAUGAUAUUAAAGAUCAGACUAAAGACACAGCAGCCAUUUUAGAUGAAGACAAAAAAUCAGAGAAAAAGGAAAAAGAAGGUGUGCGUAUUUACAAAGUUCCAAAGCCAAAGCCAAAACCAAAAAAGAAUGCAAAAGAUAUAAACAAAGUUGAUACAACACUAAAUGUGAAACCAGUGAAAGACGCAGAUGAACUAGAACUAGGAGCUGAAGCAUCAAAUAUCAAAGAGGAGGAUAAAGAUGAAAAAGAAGAAGAGAAGAUUAUUGAAGUGUAUGAUUGGUGGCCUCUCUGGAUGUCUAGAAGAUUAAAGAAGUGGAAUCGUUGUUUCUGUUGUUGGGGCACUGGGGACUCCAAGUUUUGGGAAAAUUGGUUCAUGUUUCGUGUGUACAUGAAUAUGAUAGCAGAACACAAGAUCUUUGAGGGUAUAAUACUGUUCCUGAUUGGUGCCAGCAGUAUUUCCUUGGCGUUUGAGGAUGUGAACUUGUAUUCAAGACCGGAACUGGAAAGUGCCCUCUACUGGCUAAAUAUUAUUUUUGCUACAUUAUUUGGUAUUGAAAUGUUGAUAAAAUGGUGUGCUUUUGGUUUCAAAAGGUACUUCACAAGCUUCUGGUGCUUACUCGACUUCCUCAUUGUAGUGAUUUCAGUAGCUAGCUUGGUUGCGGAAGCAUAUGGUGCUGCAAACUUCUCAGCUUUCCGCUCCUUGAGAACAUUACGUGCAUUGAGACCUCUUAGAGCUAUUUCAAGAUGGCAAGGAAUGAGGAUUGUUGUAAAUGCACUGAUGAUGGCUAUCCCAAGUAUUGUAAAUGUACUUGUGGUAUGCUUAGUCUUCUGGCUCAUAUUCAGCAUCAUGGGUGUACAGUUCUUCAAGGGAGAGUUUUAUUUCUGCGGGCCAUCUGCUGAUGAAAUGGCUGAUCCAGAUGUCAUUCCAGAUAAAGCAACUUGUCUCGCCAAUAACAUGACUUGGCAAAAUUAUGACAUCAAUUUCGAUAAUGUGUUGCAGGGAUUUUUGGCCUUAUUUCAAGUGGCAACAUUUGAAGGGUGGAUGGAGGUGAUGUCCCUGGCUGUAGACAGUGUUGGUGUGGACAUGCAGCCCAAGUUUGAGAACUCUCUCUAUAUGUACCUGUUCUUUGUUGCAUUUAUUAUAUUUGGAGCCUUCUUCACCCUUAACCUCUUCAUUGGUGUGAUUAUUGACAACUUCAAUAUGCUCAAGAAAAAGUACGAUGGAAGUUAUCUAGAUAUGUUCCUUACUUCUGGACAACGUCAGUAUUACAACACAAUCAAGAAACUGGGCAAUAAGAAGCCACAGAAAACUAUAAAAAGGCCAAAGAACAAAGUUCAGGGAAUCUUCUACGAUAUAUCCAAUAGCAGCAAGUUUGAGCUGUGUAUUGUGAUUUUCAUUUUCUUAAAUAUGAUCCAAAUGGCCGUGGAUCAUUACAACCAGACUCAGAUGGUCACAGACGUGCUUGCCAUGCUCAACAUUCUCUUUGUUGUCAUCUUUACUCUGGAGGCCAUCGUCAAAAUUAUUGGUCUCCGUUGGCACUACUUCACCAUGCCAUGGAAUGUGUUUGACUUCGUUGUCGUUAUACUGUCUUUGCUGGGUGUAAUCCUCAGCGACAUUAUCUCAAGUGUUAUUGUAAGUCCAACAUUGUUGCGUGUGGUGCGAGUCUUCCGAAUAGGUCGUGUAUUACGCCUCAUUAGGGCGGCUAAAGGAAUCAGAAAGCUGCUGUUUGCACUUGUAAUUUCACUACCAGCGCUGCUCAAUAUUGGAAUGCUUUUGUUCUUGAUUAUGUACAUCUAUGCCAUCAUCUUUUUAUCUACCUUCCAAAACCUGAAAAUAACUGGAGUCCUUGACGAGGAUGUAGUAAAUUUUAAAACUUUCCUCAACAGUUUCUUGCUCUUGUUCCGCUGUUCAACAGCAGCUGGAUGGAAUGACGUGCUACUUCCAAUGUUGAUUCAACCACCAAAUUGUAAUAAUACCCAUUACGUCCGUGAUGAUGGUGUGGUUAUCGAAGGAUCGCCCGGCGACUGCGGCACACCUUGGAUGGCCGUUUUUGGGCUGACAAGUUACAUUCUUAUUAUAUUCUUAGUAGUAAUAAAUAUGUUUAUUGCCGUUAUUCUUGAAAACUUUAAUCAGGCUCAUGAGCAGGAAGAGGCGGGAAUAACAGAGGAUGAUUUUGAUAUGUUUUAUUUAAUCUGGGAAAAGUAUGAUCCUUUGGCAACGCAGUUUAUCAAGUAUGAACAGAUGUCGAAUUUCGUUGCAGACUUGGAUCCACCGCUUAGUAUACCUAAGCCAAAUGAAAUAGCGUUAGUUUCAUUUGAUCUUCCUAUAGCUGAAGGUGAUAAGUUGCAUUGUUUAGAUGUGCUAAUGGGGCUGGUAAGGUAUGUGUUAGGAAAUGUUGAAGAGACGCCAGAAUUUAAACAGUUGCACGAACAAAUGGAAAGAAGAUUUCAGACAGCUUUCCCAACUCGUGUCACAACUGUUCGUAAGACUACAACUAUGAUGCGAAAAAAGGAAGAUGUUGCAGCCAAAACCCUGCAAAGAGCUUGGAGAAGCUGGAAAGCUCAAAAGCAGAUGAAAAACAUUGCUGCAUUGGCAAUGCAACAUCACAGUCAGUUAAGUGCUGCAAAUGUUUUGGAAACUCGCCAGAAAUCGAGCUCAAUUCGUAACCUUGGAGUGAGACUUUCAACUGCGCUGGGUGCAUUCUUUGGUUCGACGAGAUCUAGUAGUGCUGUUAGUAGUUUAGCAAGUGAACAAUUAACAAACGGUGAAUCAAACAAUCCGAGGGCAAGGAAUGUCCAGAGCACUAUGGAGAUGCCUCAGGUUUCAUCUUCACACAGUCGAGACAGGAAACGUGAUGUGUUGUUAUGAUAGGGGCCUUAUUGAUACGUCUUGUUGUUUAAAUCUGUGUACUACAAUGGUUGAUAUAGGUCAACAUGUGAAUAUGUAAUUUAUUGCAUUAGUUGUUGCAUUUAUAAGGUUUUAAUGUAUGUUACAUUAAAAGAACAAUGACGUAUUUUUACAGAAUGGCAUAUUUAUGCAUAAAAUGUAUUGCACAUUUUAUGUUGCAAUGUGUAACUGACUCCUAACACAAGAACUGAGCGAUAAGAAAUAUACUUCACAGAGAAAAAGUGAACUAUUUUUCAUUUAAACUUCAUAUAUCCUAGGUGUUAACUCUUUUACUCUCUACAAGGAUAUUGAAUGUUGAAAGAUGUCACUCUUGUUUAUUUCUUUAACGGUCGUGUGACCCCUAUCUCAAUAUAAAUUUAUAGUAAUAUCGCUGUUUGCAACAACUGAAACAUAUAGAAUUUUACUUGCAAAAUAUCGUUUUUAUAGAACGUUAAUAAAAUGAUCUAGUGCCCUAGGUUAGAUUUAUUAUCAAACACGUCGUGAAACAUAUAACUGGGAGUCAUAUGUAUAUGUCAGUUAAUGACCAGAACUGGCCACGGAUUCCAAAUUAAUGUAUGAAAAAAUGCGUAACGUUAUACUUAAAAAAGGACAGUCUUCGCUGACACUAGUCUUACUGGUAAAGAGAAAUACGUUACCUAGCAAGAUUUCUUCUCGAAAACGUUAAAGUUUUAUUUCUCUCAGCAUUGUUGUACUUUUACCUACAAUAACGUUUUUAUCGAUGUUAACAAAUAUAGAGGCCGCUCGCCUACCUCGAUAGGGAGAGCGUAGAUCCACGGUCACGGUCCCGGGGCGAGGCGUAUGUACUACGUGAUGAUUAUAAAAGAGACAUUAUAUCUUACGUCAGUACUUACGUCAUUUCGUCAUCCGCCUCUGAUUCAAGUCGAGAGGUUGUUAGUUACUUUCGGAGUAUUGUUAAUAUUAGUAAAGAAAAAAUGAACACUGGUUAAAUCAAAUGUCCGUUGUUAUAUAACAGAAAUACUUAAAUGAAAAGGGCGCUAAUCUCAAAACAAAUAAAAACAUUAUGUGACAGAUACCUUUAUUCAACCUUUAUGUUUUAAUUUUGAGAAAAGAACCUGUUGCAGAUAUUGUUUUUGUUUUUUUGCAGCAGUUAAUUUUACUUUUGUCACUUAAACUUACUGUACAUGUACAUGUCGAAGAAACCCUUGCCAAAUAGUAUUUAUCAUCUGUGAUAACUUAUUAUGAUGACUGAUAUUAUAUUUUGUAACAUGUUAUUUUGUUCUGUACAUAAUUGUCCAUUGGAAAAUAUGUUUGCCCAAUAUGUUCCAAUCAUUAAUAUUUCAUUCUAGAAAUAAUUUCCAUAUUAUUUCAUGUAUACAAUUUUGAAAAUACUUUAAUAAAUACAUGCCGUUGAUAUUCGAGAAGUAAAUUCGUUUAUUUGCCAUAAACAUUCGCAGAGACGUAUUUUAUUUCUUUUAUACAACUUCGAAAAUUCGUUUACUAGUAACUAAUUGUUUUUAUAUGUCGCAAACAGUUGCAAAGACGUAUUUUAUCUGGCAUUGAAAAUUUAAAACAAACCAACUUUAAUUACUUUCAUAUACAUUUGGGGGAAAAAACGUAAUAUCAACCUGCAGUAUGGUACCAUUUGUAUUUACGUUGUUGGUUAAGACAAACAUAAAUAUUUCCAUUUUACUUCAUCUAAGGUAAUUGCCUUUCUCCCAUUCAUUAAUGUAUAUACACACAUAUAUUUUCACAAAUUGAGCCAAAUCAAAUAUGCAUGAUUUGAAAUUCUGUAUAAAAGUCAAAUAAUUACUUGUAAAUUGGAAUAAUUUCAUGUUUUAUUGUAUCCUGUAUAUUUUAUCAAAAUUUUAACGAUAGAUUUAAUGAGAAAAGAAUCAUACGAAAAUCAAAAAAAAAAGCUGUGUUACAUAAAAGAAUGACGUACAGUAUUAUGAUAUAGAAAUUUUAUUGCGCGAGGUACUGAGGUGGUUUAAUAGUAAGAUUUUGUGUAUUUUUCAUUUAUAUAACAUUUCGAACGUAGCAACACUUAACGGUUAUCAUAAGUGCCCAUUGUAGUAUCAAAUGUUAUCAGUUACUUUUUCCAGUUUCAUCUUUUGCAUUAUAUAUUGAUUGUUUUUGUCAUUUUUUUUCUUUUUCAUCGUGAGCAGUUUGAACUUGCCGUAAUUUGUUGCCGUAUUUUAUUCCAUAAUUAUUUUGUUUUGUCUUUACUAUGUCAGUAUGUUUUUUCUGACCUUAAUGUCUAUGUUAGAUAUUUUGUUGUUUAUAAAUAUCUCGCCGACCCAACUAUACGUCAUAUGGCGACUUUCCAGCAGUGGAGAAGGCCUAGGGUGACCCUUCGAACAUUAUUUCAGGCACAAGCGGGCACAUGGGUAGAACCAUCGAUCAUCUAGAUGGCUUCCUCACAUAAAAGAAUUCUGCUCCCUAAGCGAAGUUUCGAAUCAAGAGCGGCGAUUUGAAGUGGUCUUCUUCCGUAACCACUUGGUCUCAAGGCCGUCUUUCAAUGUUAGAGCACUGGCGUUAGUUAUGGUUGUCUCAUGUAAAAUUAAUUGGAAUAGUCCUAUCAGGUUACAUGUUACUACCAGUAUCAAAUAAAUUUGAUAUGACCAGCUAGAAUACAGCCAGCUUAUAACAAUUUUAAAACGUCGUCAUAUACCAUAAUAAAUAUCAGACAGUUAAAAUGCUUACUUCUAUGCUAUUCUAAAUGAUUUCAUCAUAUAUAUUAAUAUUUUAGGAAGGGGAACAGUCAGUUUUGUUUAAUGCUUUGACAAAUUUAUCCAGCAGUUUCCCGACGAAGAAAUUUUAAGUUUAAAUAUCUUAGUAACUUUGUACAUUUCUUCCUAGAAGUACUGAGAAAGGGCCGCGAGAUGUUACAAAAAUGUCUGUGUAAAUCUUUUUUCGUAUAUUCAUACACAUUUUACACCAACUGUUUUUUACCGUUGUUAGAAGAUUUAAUUAUAUUCUAGGAAGCGGACUCGAGAGUGGUUCAAAUAAUCUUGUAGAAUCUAGCAUAGUCAUAGUCUGUGUCGGUGUUUUAAAAGUACCAUUACAACUCUAUCAAUAUUUUGCAAAAUCAAAUAUAAUCUUUUAAUAGCUUCUAAAAUGUACAUGUACUUGAACUUCAAAUGUCUAAGACUGAAAUUGCUGCAAAUAUGUAGAAUGGUAUUGUAAUAUGGUUUUAAUCACUAGAGUGGUGUAUAUUCCAAAAGAUGGCAAUGUUUUAUUUAUUCUAGUUUUUACCAAGAAUAUGUAUAGCAUUAAACUGCACAGAAGUCAUUGUUUUGCAUGUAUAAGUAAUUAAUCUUCGUAUAUUUAACAUUAUUAAUGUCGAGGGAUAUUUUAUUGUUUUCCCAGAGUUGUUGACGUUUGUUUUACCUUUAAGCCUCAUAACUUGAUGCUAGGUUGACCAAAAGUUUAUGAAAUAAAAUAAAUUAGAA